AUGUUUCUUAGACCAAUAUUCUUUAGACGAAUGUUACUUAGACCAAUAUUCUUUAGACAAACGUUCCUUAGAUCAAUAUUCUUUAGACAAAUGUUCCUUGACCAAUAUUCUUUAGACGAAUGUCUCUUAGACCAAUAUUCUUUACCCUCGUCUAUAUCGGAAACACCAAUAUUCUUUAGACGAAUGUUUCUUAGACCAAUAUUCUUUAGACGAAUGUUACUUAGACCUAUAUUCUUUAGACCAAUGUUCCUUAGACCAAUAUUCUUUAGACAAAUGUUCCUUAGAAUAAUAUUCUUUAGACGAACGUCUCUUAGACCAAUAUUCUUUAGACAAUCGUUCCUUAGAUCAAUAUUCUUUAGACAAAGGUUUCUUGACCAAUAUUCUUUAAAUGAAUGUCUCUUAGACCAAUAUUCUUUAGUAGAAUGUUCCUUAUACCAAUAUUCAUUAGACGAAUGUUCCUUAAUCCCAGAGAAAUCUUCUGACAUCUUCCGAUCUGUUCAUAUCUAUCUAUCUAGAUAUCAAUGUUUAUUGAAUUCAAAUCUAUCUAUCUAUCUAUCUAUCUAUCUAUCUUUAUUGAUUUCAUGUCCAACGCAUUUAUCCCAUGGUGUUACAGAGUUUGGAUAA
Acanthosepion pharaonis is the source of this 624-nucleotide messenger RNA. The record is from the annotation of a GenBank genome assembly. Lineage: Eukaryota; Metazoa; Mollusca; Cephalopoda; Sepiida; Sepiidae.